AUGGCCUAUUUGUCCCUAUAUGUCGUAAUCGAUCUCGAUCCACAGUGGCCCGAGCGUGCCUGCUUUGCUUUGGUUGUGCGUACGAGCUCUGAACUAGACGAUCGCAUUUAUGCCUAUUGCCUAGCAGCUAGCUUUGUUGCUUGUCUCGGCACUUCUAGUUCUGGUGGAACUGGCAGCACAGGUGUCCAGCAAACCCGCUUGCCAGAACCUGUGGAGGCUGCUCUUUCUGAGGUGACGUCGUAUCGUCACAAUUUCUUGCAUGUGCCUUUGCCGCAACCAACUGGAAGUGGUCUCUCAAGAAAGACCUCGGCUCCAACUGCUCAACCUGCUCCACAUAUAGAAAUACAGAGUCAGCAUCAACCCAUAAAGAGAGCGCCAAACUCGGUCCCUGCUUCUGCCAAAAAUGCGUAUUUUAACUCGACUAAUAACAAUACAGCAUAUGGCGGUGGAGGAGGGUUUUUCAGCUCCAUCACUUUGGCUCUUAGUGGCGGAGGUGGAAAUUCCUUACAUCAACAGCAAAGUCAAAAUCAACUACCGAUAUCCUUGCCCUCAAGUUCUGACACGCCAGCGGCACAGACAACUACAAACACUUCAACGAUUUCUACCAAUUCUGCAGCUGCUUUGCAAGCUUGUGUUUCUGAAGCAAAGCGAGUUUUCUUGGGUCAACUUUGCCAUCAUGUUGUGCAGGUUAGCUGUUUGGUGAGUCGUCCGGAGGAGCUAGUUAUAGAAAUGCGAUCUCAAGAUCUACUUGGCUUCGACUUGGAACCAGUUUUCAAUGCCAAAUCAGCUUCCUUAAGGGCCAAAAAGUGA
Molecule: messenger RNA, 810 nt
Organism: Protopolystoma xenopodis
Lineage: Eukaryota; Metazoa; Platyhelminthes; Monogenea; Polystomatidea; Polystomatidae
Source: the annotation of a GenBank genome assembly